Messenger RNA from Carcharodon carcharias (great white shark), 6481 nucleotides. RefSeq names its product kelch-like protein 28. Bases 345 to 2060 code for a protein of 571 amino acids. Gene Ontology annotation, molecular function: protein binding. The record is from RefSeq and is a predicted model, not a curated record. Lineage: Eukaryota; Metazoa; Chordata; Chondrichthyes; Lamniformes; Lamnidae. The transcript is spliced from 7 exons.
GCUGCCGUGAAAACUGCAAUUCCCAGAGUUGCUCGGUGCUCGCGGCUUGACUACAAUUGCAAAGAAUUAGAUCAUAAACUCGGACAAAUGUGAGGGUGUUGUGACUUUAAACAUGUUUUGGGGGAUUUGUUAGCCCAUCUUCUUCUUGGCUGGUUAUUAUCGUAAUCUAUCAGAUUUUCAAAUGAACAUCAAAGUUGAAAAGGCAGCGACAAAUGGCACGCAAGUGAUACUAUCUGCCUAAUAUGUUGUAAUCAGAAACCAAUGUUUAAAAGGGCAAAACUGCUUUACUGAGGAAACUGGCGAUCAUCAACCACAAUCUCAUUCUAUCUACCUGAAUAGCUAAGAUGGACCAGUCCCCUCAAUCCUACAUGCUUGCCAAUCUGACUCAUCCACAUUCUGAGCAGUUACUGCAGGGAUUGAAUCUUCUUCGGCAGCAUCGUGAGCUCUGCGACAUCAUCCUCAGGGUUGGAGAUGUCAAGAUCCAUGCCCACAAGGUGGUGCUGGCUAGCAUCAGCCCAUACUUUAAAGCCAUGUUUACUGGAAACCUGUCAGAGAAUGAAAACUCUGAGGUUGAAUUCCAGUGUAUUGAUGAAACUGCUUUGCAGGCUAUUGUGGAAUAUGCAUACACAGGAACUAUAUUCAUUUCACAAGAUACAGUAGAAUCUUUACUACCAGCUGCAAAUUUGCUUCAAAUGAAACUAGUACUGAAGGAAUGUUGCACAUUCCUUGAAAGCCAGCUUGAUCCUGGCAACUGUAUUGGCAUUUCCCGGUUUGCUGAAACUUAUGGUUGCCAUGAGUUGUACCUUGCUGCCAACAAAUAUAUUUGUCAGAAUUUUGAAGAGGUAUGCCAGACUGAAGAAUUUUUUGAGCUGAAUCACACAGAGUUAGAUGAAAUAAUUUCAAAUGACUGUCUGAAUGUUGUGACUGAGGAGUCUGUUUUUUAUGCUUUGGAGUCAUGGAUUAAAUAUGAUGUACAAGAAAGACAAAAAUAUCUGGCUCAGCUGUUGCACUGUGUCCGAUUGCCAUUGCUAAGUGUGAAGUUUCUAACAAGAUUAUAUGAAGCAAAUCAGUUAAUUCGUGAUGAACAUACCUGCAAGCACCUUCUAAAUGAAGCACUUAAGUAUCAUUUUAUGCCAGAGCACAGAUUUUCCCAUCAGACUGAGUUAUUGACACGGCCACGUUGUGCUCCCAAAGUAUUGUGUGCUGUGGGUGGAAAAACUGGACUGUUUGCUACUUUAGACAGUGUGGAGAUGUACUUCCCUCAGACAGAUUCCUGGACAGGUCUGGCACCACUUAGUAGUCCACGCUAUGAAUGUGGAGUUGCUGUUGUCGAUCAGAAACUGUAUGUCGUAGGAGGAAUUGCAACCCACAUUCAGCAAGGCAUCAAUUAUCGGAAGCAUGAGAAUUUGGUGGAAGGUUGGAAUCCGGAGACAAAUAAGUGGACAUCUAUAGAAAGAAUGAACGAGUGUCGAAGCACUCUCGGAGUGGCAGUAUUAGCAGGCGAACUGUAUGCAAUAGGUGGUUAUGAUGGAGAGAACUACUUACAAUCUGUGGAAAAAUACAUUCCUAAAAUCAAAAAGUGGCAGCCAGUUGCACCCAUGGGGAAAAGUCGAAGCUGUUUUGCAGCUGCAGUUUUAGACGGAAUGAUAUAUGCUAUAGGAGGAUAUGGUCCUGCUCACAUGAACAGUGUGGAGCGUUAUGAUCCAAGCAAAGAUUCCUGGGAGAUGGUGGCUCCAAUGGCUGAUAAAAGAAUUAACUUUGGUGUUGGUUCGAUGCUUGGAUUCAUCUUUGUCGUUGGUGGACACAAUGGUGUGUCACACUUGCAAAGUGUUGAGAGAUAUGAACCCCACCAAAAUCAGUGGACCUUAUGCAGGCCGAUGAGUGAUCCUAGAACAGGAGUUGGUGCAGCCAUUGUAGACAACUACCUCUAUGUGGUGGGAGGUCACUCAGGGUCAUCAUACCUGAAUAUGGUGCAGAGGUACGACCCAACCUUAGAUACCUGGUCAGACUUUGCUGGCAUGUUGUCAUGCCGAUGCAACUUUGGGCUGACUGCAUUUUGACAGUUGACUUGAUUAUGAAGGAUGUACUGUGGUAAUAAAUCCUGCAUGGCAAGAUGACCAAUUAUGCUGAAACUGUGCAGCUCCUCAAUCUGUUGGGUUUUACUGAGAAACUUGGCUGCUACUGUUGGUUUUUACUGCGCAGAAAGUAUUCAUUCAUAUUUUCGAUUGAGUUGGUUAUAUUGUAUGAUUGUACAUUUGCGGGGAAGAAAAACUGAUGCCUGAAACAGCCAGGGCUAACCAGAGCUCUAGCUUUUCCACCUUAUAAACAUUCCCCUCCAUUUUAACUAGCUGUUACCUCCAUCCUUCCUCAUUUUAAUCAUAAAGGAUCACACAUUCAAAACCAAUAAUCAACCCAUUGUAUGUAUGCAACUUGAAGAGUCCAUGUCUGUUUUGUGCAAUGUAUGUCCAUUGCAUUUAUCGUGUUCUAUUUAACAUCAGUGCUUCACAGUAAGAAAAUUUGUACUUAAGGGCUGCAUAUCUGUUACUCAAUUUUUGAAUUCGAUACAACUUCCCAUUGUGUGCUUGCUUGUAUUGUGUAAUGUGAUUUAUGUAAUAGCUAGGAUUGGAAUGAUCCAUUAAUAGUAAUGUGUAACAUGCUACAAACAUUUUGUGUAUGAUUGUUCCUUUGACAAUCUCCAACAGAACCAUAAUAAGAUCAGCUGUUAAUAUUUAAUAUUUGAUCUGUUAUUCAAAGGGACUAAACGGAAAUGAAUAGCUAAAAAGGGAUCUUAAUUGGGGUAUAUGAAGUUGCGAUUGGUACUUUCAUAGCUUGCUAAUGAGUUUUUGAAGUUCUGAACUUCUGGUUACAAGCCUGUAUUUGCAGAACAUAGCAUAGGAACACCAAUUCUGAUUUUAGAUAAUUACUUAAUAGAUUUUGAAUAUGGGCUUCAAUGAUUUAUUUUAAUCAGUACUGAAAUUUCAAUAUUUGUAACUGCCAUUUUUUUUCAGCUCUAAUGAGCAGGUGUUGGGUUUGUUGAUGUGAUCCUUUGUAAUAUUCUACAGCUGCUGUUGAGGGAGAAUAAUUAGAUUUAGUAACUGGUGCUAUCCUAGGAUUCAGGACACAGAUAUUGCAUAUGUUUAUUUUAUAAUAUGUCUGCUCAUGAAUUAUUUUGAAUAUUUUUACUCCAAUGGUUUUGUUAGUAGGACUUGUAUGUACCUCUGAGCAAUCAAAGCUGGAGUGAAGGAAUAGUUUGUAUAAUGAGUUUUCAGUGCUUUUUUGAACCCUAACCUUGAUGCUUUUAGACUCCAGUUGAAGUGAUUAACGUUGUAAGGGUGGGUUAAUAGUUCAGCUGUUCAUUGUUACCAUCUGCUUUACAUGAUAUAUGAUUUCCUCACUGCCAAUGUGUGUGUGGACCUCUUUUUGUUAACUUUUGUUGCCAAAUUUUUACGUUCACUGCCAAGUUACCUUUUGUAUCUACAACAUCAAUGUGUCACUUUCCAUUCUCAUCUCAAAGCUGCAGUAUCUUGCAUGAAAAAUACUUCUUGUUUUUGGCUGUUUAGAAUGUACUCUAUGCUGAUAUACAGGAAGAUAUUGAAGUACGUAAUGCAAGAAAAGUUAGACAUUAACUGAGUUUUGAAAUAUGUUCCAGCAGAGGAAGCACAUUUGUAGAGUUGACAGGUUCUGCCAAGGAAUUUUAAACAACCAAACUGAUGAUUUAGUGAUACACCUCAAUAAUGUUUUUUUUUGAUAGCUAAACUCUGUGAAAACAAACUGCACUAUUUGAAAACAUUACAAAUAUUAUCUCUCUAUUAAAUACUGCAGCUUUUCCUCUGUUCUUAUUCUGCAAAAAAUAAUUUGCGUAAUUUUGGCAGAAGUUUGAUUACAGCUACAGUUAGUAUGUUUUUACCAGAUCAGCAAAGUGCCAGCACAAUGUUUGUACACAAGUUGUAUAUUUCAGUUCUGAUUGGAAAAGUCAAUGGUUUGAGACCGCAUGAACACACGUCUGUGUACACACAUUAGUGUUUCAGAUCACGCUGAAUCAUCAUGCUACUGUAGUUAGUUUCUAUCCUAACCCUCUGGAAGUUUCUAGACCUUGAGAGUGAAGGCUUCAAAUGUUUGGUAUUUUGAAUAAAAUGGUGCAAUAACAUUUUUAUAUGGCUUUUUUAUUAGGUGUAAUUUAUACUUAUGUAAAUUAAAGGAUGGAUUGCUUUAUGGAACUACCAUUGUGCUCUGUAAAUAUAGCAUCUAUCAGUGAAGUGUGUACAGUAAAAUUUACACUUGUGUUCCUUGUGUAGAUAUAAAAUUGCAUCUCUCCGUGUCCUUCCAUACUUCCAAAUAAAAGUAAAACAAGAUGACAUGCAUUUUGUUCCACAAAUGACAGUGUAAUUUAAUGUACACUGAACCUACAGCAAAUAAACUAGCAAAGCCCACCAAAACAAGCGUAGUCCCAGAGGCUUGGCAACUGACACAUCCUGCUGGUUUAGUGGCACAAGUGUUACUUCUGAUGACAGUAGCUGAUGUUAUAGCAAUAAUUACUGUCAGUGAUGGGAUUUGAGAAAAUUGUUAUAGUUUCAAAUAUAACUGGCCAAAACUAACGAUUUUUUUUUAAAAAGAUACACAUUUUUGAAAAAAAACUCCAUUUUCUAUUUGGUAUAAAGAAUGUGCAAAGGGUAGAUUUUACACUAUAAUGAAAAGUGUAGAUCCAAUUGUAAUUUAAAAUAUUUGUCUCCUUGCUCUACAAAUAUAGUUGGAAAUGUUUCAGUUUACAUUUUUUUUGUUACAUUAUGUCCUUCCACUAGUUCAGUAACAAUUUAACUUGAGCUAUGAUGCAAUGAUUCUGAAAUUCUGGUGUCUGGCAUGUCAAAUAUGUCAUGCUUCUAUUUUGCUAUAUACUUUAAAAGAUCUAACUUGGAACAUUAUCAUUUAGCCUCUGGAGUAGAUUUCUGACUACUUGGUUGACUGGGUCGCAGAAUAAACUCCGUAAGCAACCUGUUAAUAGGAUAUAGCAACUGUCGUUUUUGCAAUACCCUUGAUUCUCCAACUUAUAAAUAUGGCUUUCAGCUUCUUUCACAAUGAAAUUAGAGAAUUUUGUUAGCAUCAUACUCUCCUGAAUUAUCCAGUUCUGGUAUACAAAGAAAUUUCAGUACCUGAUAAGUUGAUUACAAGUGCAAAAAUGAGCAUUUACUAAAAGGACAUUGUGCACAAAUCAAAACUUGUCUUUAGUUUUGGGAAAUACUCAGAGUGAUGCAAUCAAUUCAGAUGUGAUAUUUUAAAAAUAUGUAUAUAUUGGUCAUAACCUAAAAAUGUAUUUUUAGAAUGAAAACUUUUUAAUCAUUUGUUGUGAUCGAGGUUGCCCCAUCUCCUGAUGAUCUUUCAUACCAAGAGGAAGUUUUUUCCUUUUUGACCAGUGGUGUAUGAAAUGCACAGCCUAAUUUUUUGGAUACUACAACUUACACAAAUUACUGACCUAUUGGUGUGUUAUUAUUAAGUUUCUAUAUGCUGUGUUUCCUCUUUUGAAAAUUUUUUUUGCUGACAAAAUGGACAUGGAAAAGGAUGUAAUUGGAUGCAAUGUUAAUGAUCCUAUGUCUUGGACACAGUGGGAGGCUUACAUCCAAGCAAGCUACAGAUGAACAAUUUUGGUAUUUUUUGAUUGACAAAACGUGUAGUUACAGAUGUUCUGUUUUUUAGAUUAUUUUAACUAAGGGUGAUAGUUUGGAUAGUUUAGCUCUUAAUAGUUCAUCAGUCCUUUACCAUAUCCAAAUUUGUUCCAUUCAUUUAAUUAUCAAAUUUAUGAAAAUAAUGACAUCUGAUCUUCAUGCUCACAAACCUUUGUGAAAUCUCUGAUGGGUGGAGUCAUUUGCAGUAUUCACAAUUUAAAUUGAAAGAUUUGAACCUUUUAAUGAAUGGCCUAAAAUAACACUUCAGUUUAUAUUAUGAUGAUACACGCUGGAUAAUUAGGAAAGCUUAUAAAUGAAAGUUAAUUGUAAAUUGGAAAGGGCCAGAGGCUUGGCUAUAGUCAUUACUGAUUUCAUAGCUUGCCUUAAAAUUUUUAACUUCAUAUUUGAAGAACUGGAUUAUUUUUCAUAACUGCCUUAUACUCAGUGCUAUCCUCUAGCAAAACCAGACUAGUAUAUUUUUUUUGAGUGAAACUCAAUCUUUGUAAAUGAAUGGUAAGGUAAAACUAUUUAGACUCAUGAGGGAAUGACAUUGUAAAUGGUUAAAUGUUAAAUUGUAUUGGAGUGUGUAGUUAUAUGCUCUGUACCUGCAAAUGGCAGGAAUCUUUUGUUUACAGUCUGACAAUUGUCUUGCCUGCUCUUUUUUUUGUUAUAUGAACAAAAGUGCUGAAGGACUAUUUCACAUUAUCAUUUGAGCUCAGUUUUCUUAGUGUCCAGAUUUCAUGCGCUUUCAUGUGGUACAGCUGUGUCAAAUACUGUUGUUACAGUAUUCCAUUGUGGGUUUAUUAAAUAAACAUACAAAAACA